AUUUUAACAAAAAAUACCUCAAAAAUGGAGACUACCGGGGAAACUACUGAAGACAAAACUUUGACAGUGAGACAAGGCCUGAACGACCUAGAAAUUUUGGAUGAUACCUAUUUCCAAAAGGACAGAGACACCAAGAUCCAGGAGAAGUUUGAUUCAGUCAUGGAGCAGAUUGAAAAAGAGUAUUCCGGAUAUGGAGAUGAUGCCGCAAAAGAAAGUGAAUAUAUUUAUCUGAAAUCAAAGGCACAGGACUUUAUGCCAACAUUGCAAAAGGAAGCAAAAGAAGGAAUGGAGAAGGCUCUUGAGCUCAACGGGGAAAAUUAUGAAGCCAUACGAGAUUUGGGAGUAGUUUAUUACAAAGAGAAAGAUUAUCUUAGAAGCAUGGAGUUCUACAACAAAGCACUUGAAAUUAAAGGAGAUGAUAGAAAGUGCCUCGGAUACUUAUCAAUCGCCUUAAGAGCAGCCCCUACUAAAGAUGAUGCUCAGAAGCAAGAGAAUUUGGAAAAAGGGAUCACCCUUGCCAAGGAAGCAAUAAACCAAGAUAUUAUGGAUGGAUAUAGUUGGUAUUUACUUGGAAACUCAUAUAUGAGCGCUUUCUUUACGCUUGAGAAGUAUGAGUACCUGGAUAACUCACUAAAGGCAUAUACUCAAUCUGAGAAGACUCAAAAAUAUCCAAAUCCUGAUCUGUAUUUCAACAGAGCUAGCAUCUGCACCUAUUUCGAAAGAUAUAGUGAGGCUAUUAGAGAUUAUAUGACUGCACAUUCUAUUGACCCAGGGCUUAACGGCCAGAGCAAGGCUGAAAAGAUUGUUGAAUUUGUCAUUGGAACCACAAGAAUGAUAGAACAAAAGAAGAAAUCGAAGAAUAAGAAGACUUCUGAUCUUGUGAAAGAACUUCCCAAAGCACUUGGGGAAGUUAAAUUCUUAUCAACUAGAGAGACAGAGGAAACCUUUAAAUACAAGUUACUCCCACAACCUGAUUUUGAGGCUGGAGAGAACAGAGGAGUAAUCUUUAGUGCUAAGGUGAUAUGUCAGAUCCAUAAAGACCCACCUGUUCCAGCUUGCUUCUUAGUGAUCGAUUCUUCUCACACUUAUUCUGUCGUCAGCUUGUACAGCAUUCACAAAGGAAUCAAGGACAAGAUUAAGUACGGUGAUGAAAUUCUUAUUAGAGACCCUGUUCUCAUGUUCAUUAGUAUUGAGUAUCAGAGCAGACUGUUGACUUACCCAAGCAUUAGAGUCAUCCAUAUCUCAGAUAUUCUUGUAAAUCAGGAAACACUUUCGGAUGUGUAUGGAAAAGCAGAAGCGAUUUCAGAGUCUCAGUAAUAUAUUUAGUCUAGAAAACGCAGGAAUUUAACAAAGUUUUAGAGGUUUCUCAAAGGGCAAGUUUAGACCAAA
Molecule: messenger RNA, 1389 nt
Organism: Moneuplotes crassus
Lineage: Eukaryota; Ciliophora; Spirotrichea; Euplotida; Euplotidae
Source: the annotation of a GenBank genome assembly